Chanos chanos (milkfish) is the source of this 522-nucleotide messenger RNA. Its product is annotated as myosin-7-like. The transcript is spliced from 5 exons. Gene Ontology annotation, cellular component: myosin complex. Bases 1 to 522 code for a protein of 173 amino acids. The record is from RefSeq and is a predicted model, not a curated record. NCBI's taxonomy places the organism in Eukaryota, Metazoa, Chordata, Actinopteri, Gonorynchiformes, Chanidae.
AUGGCUGAGGAGCUGAAGAAGGAGCAGGACACUUGUGCUCAUCUGGAGAGGAUGAAGAAGAAUCUGGAAGUCACAGUGAAGGACCUGCAGCAUCGUCUAGAUGAAGCUGAGAGCCUCGCCCUGAAGGGAGGAAAGAAGCAACUGCAGAAACUAGAGACUCGUGUGCGUGAACUUGAGAAUGAGCUUGAGGCUGAGCAAAAACGCAACACUGAGUCCAUUAAAGGAAUUCGCAAAUAUGAGAGAAGAGUGAGAGAGCUCACCUAUCAGGCUGAUGAAGACAAGAAAAACAUUAACAGACUCCAGGACCUAGUGGAUAAGCUACAGAUAAAAGUGAAGGCCUACAAGAGACAGGCAGAGGAAGCUGAGGAACAAGCGAAUGUUCAUCUGGCUCGCUUCAGAAAGGUGCAGCAUGAGCUGGAGCAGGCAGAAGAGAGGGCAGAUAUUGCAGAGUCUCAGGUCAAUAAGAUGAGAGCCAAGAGUCGUGACAUGGGAGCAAAGGGUCAAGAGGGACUAGAAGAAUAG